Spinacia oleracea (spinach) is the source of this 3319-nucleotide messenger RNA. Its product is annotated as translocase of chloroplast 90, chloroplastic. Gene Ontology annotation, biological process: protein targeting to chloroplast. Lineage: Eukaryota; Viridiplantae; Streptophyta; Magnoliopsida; Caryophyllales; Amaranthaceae. The transcript has 3 exons. The record is from RefSeq and is a predicted model, not a curated record. Gene Ontology annotation, cellular component: chloroplast outer membrane. Bases 411 to 2771 code for a protein of 786 amino acids. Gene Ontology annotation, molecular function: GTP binding; GTPase activity.
UCUUCUCAAUACCCACCAACCAAAAUUGUCUCUUCAACAAUAACAUUAUCUCCCCUCGGUAGCCUUUUCUCAAUCUCAAAAUUUGGGUUUUAUUGUGUGUCUCAUAUACUCACUUCUCCCUGCCUUGUUGGACGCAAAAAUCGUCAUCUCUCCUGUUUUUCUGGGUCUUUUCACAAUACCAAGAUUUGAUUCUUGGGUUGGGUUUAUUGCCAACCGCUUUGGGCUUUUUUGUGGGGGAGGAAUUAGUGUUCAUUUCUUUCUGUCCUCAAUUUAUCAAAUGGGUUCAGCGGUUUCCCCUAUGAUUGUAAGCUAGAAGAUUCGAUUUUGAAGGAAUUUUUCAAGCUUCCAAGAUCAGGGAAUCAUGGAAUAUGUUUCAGUUUGUGUUAAUUAGUAGUGUGUUUGACAUUUGAAUGGAGAUGAAGAACAUCAGCAAUUGGGUUUUCGCUCAGUUAGUUUCUGGUUCAUUUGUCUUGCCAAGGCCUUUGUCUAGCAGUUUGGAAGAAUCUCGGAAUGAGGAGUUUUCUUCUUCAGGCUCCACACAAAAUGCUGGUGUGGUAGCAUCGCAGGUAACCUCUGAUUUGUUGCCUUCUCCGAACAGCGGUCAAGAGAGCCCAAUGGAUUCGUCUUCACAACAAGUUCUCGCUGACCAUUCCUCUCCCUCUUCUGGUUCUACUGAUAGAAUAAAGUUGGAUCCAUUGUCAAAGAUUGAGGCACUUCAAGUAAAUUUCUUCCGCAUUCUACAACGGCUUAGGCAAUCACCUGAAGAUAUUCUUGUGGCUAAGGUCCUAUAUCGGAUUCAUCUAGCAACUUUGAUAAGAGCAGGGGAAUCAGAUUUGAAUAGAAUUAAUCUUAGAAGUGAUAAAGCUAGAGCUUUAGCCGCAGAACAAGAGGCUGCUGGACGACCUGAAAUUGAUUUUUCUCUGAGAAUACUUGUCUUGGGAAAGACAGGUGUUGGUAAAAGCGCUACAAUUAACUCAAUUUUCAAUCAGACAAAGGCUAUGACGAAUGCUUUUAAGCCUGGUACUGAUCGCAUCCAAGAGAUUACUGGUUUUGUGAAUGAUAUUAAAUUAACAGUUAUUGACACUCCUGGAUUCUGGCCAUCCUCUGCACGUAAUGUAAGAAGGAACAGGAAAAUUAUGCUUUCUAUAAAAAGAUAUGUCCAAAAAUAUCCACCUGAUGUUGUUUUGUAUCUUGAACGCCUCGAUACUAUGAGCAAGGGCUAUAAUGACUUCCCCCUCUUGAGGCUUAUGACGGAAGUUUUUGGGUCUGCAAUGUGGUUCAACACCAUUCUUGUCAUGACGAAUGCUGCAGCAGCACUUCCUGAGGGAUCCACUGGCUCUCCCAUCAAUUAUGAAUCUUAUGUGGCACAUUGCACAGACCUGUUGCAACGGUAUAUACAGAUGGUGGUUUCUGAUGCCAAGCUUGAAAACCCAGUAGUUUUGGCUGAAAACCAUUCAUGUAGGACAAAUACCUCUGGAGAGAGAAUACUUCCGAAUGGGCAGGUAUGGAAAAAACAGUUGCUGUUAUUGUGCACGUGCACUAAGGUACUUGGUGAUGCUAAUUCCCUUUUGGGACUCCAGAAUAGCAUUGAACUUGGGCCAUCUAAUAACUCUCGGAUGCCUUCACUGCCCCAUCUGCUUUCGUCUUUUCUACAGCAACGCCCGUCAAUGGCAGAUGGAACAGAUGAAGUUGAUGAAUAUUCUGUUUCAGAUAGUGAAGAGGAUGAGUAUGAUCAGUUACCUCCUAUCCGCAUUCUGACAAAAAUGCAGUUUAAGAAGCUGAGUCAUUCUCAGAAGAAAGAUUACCUCGAUGAACUGGAUUACCGAGAAACCUUGUUUUUGAAGAAGCAAUUGAAGGAAGAGUCACGCAGGAGGAAAGAAAAAAAGCUUUUAGGGGACAGAACAGAAUCAGAUGCUCCUGAAGAAGCAGAGGAUGUACAGCUGCCUGAUAUAGCAGUCCCUCCAAGUUUUGACUGUGAUUCUCCUGUAUAUAGAUAUCGAGGUGUUGUAAUGAGUGAUCAAUGGCUAUGGAGGCCUGUGCUAGAUCCCCAGGGAUGGGAUCAUGAUGUGGGCUUUGAAGGAAUCAACUUGGAAACAGCCGUUGAAAUUAAAAGGAAUUUAACUGCUUCAGUAUCUGGACAAAUGAGCAAGGACAAGCACGAUUUCAAUAUUCACUCCGAAUGUGCUGCAGCUUAUACUGAUCCCAGAGGACCCACAUACUCUGUAGGCCUUGAUAUCCAAUCAUCUGGUCAUGAUAUGUUCUACACUUUUCGAAGCCAUGCAAAAUCAGGAUACUUGAAGCAUAAUGUCGCUGGGUGUGGAGUUUCUGUGACGUCAUUCCAGAAUAGGUACUAUAUUGGUACUAAGCUUGAAGAUUCCCUACACAUAGGUAAGAGACUAAAAUUUGCAGCAAAUGCCGGUCAAAUAGCGGGUGCUGGGAAUGCUGCAUAUGGCGGGGGAUUUGAAGCUACUAUAAGAGGGAGAGACUACCCCGCAAGGAACGAUAAAGUCAGCAUGACCAUGAAUAUUCUGUCUUUUAACAAAGAGUUAGUCUUGGGUGGAAGUUUUGAGUCAGAGUUCCGUCCAAGCCGAGGUACAAGGCUGUCAGUUAAUGCCAAUUUGAAUAACCGGAAUAUGGGCCAAGUUUCUAUCAAGACUUCUAGCUCCGACCAUGUGCAAAUAGCUUCCAUCGCAUUGUUCACCAUUCUCAGGGCUAUUUUCCGGAAAAGGGAACCUAAAUAUGUACUUAUUGAAGACCAGGAGGCUGGGUAAUAUCAUCUUGCUGUCUAGUCCUGGACUUCAUGGUUGAGUUUUGACCACUGAAGCGAGGAAAUGAUGUUUUCCCCCAGAAUGGCAGAAACUGAUAAACUAUCAUCCUUUUUUGUAGCAGCACACAAGAUGUAUUCAUCGGCAUUUCCAAUUAGUGAGAUUCGAGGAACACAACCUAGUUGUUUGUAUAGUUCAUUGAGGAGAGUAGUACUUGCUCAUUUUGAUCAUGAGUGAAAGAAUCAAGAGGUAAUCUUAUGAUCUUAUACAAUAAAAAAUGUUUGUAUUUCAGCUGAUAAAUUGCAUCACAAUUCACAUUAUACAAGUCUCUGGAAUCUGAUAGCACAUUUUUGGGAAGUGAUAUGAGAGCACAACAAAACUGUGCUCUACUCACAUAAAGGUGUACCAAAAUCAGUUCCGCGCAUUUUUCUCCUUCCAUCAGUCUUUUUUGUUUGUUUGACGUGAUCCAGCACAUUGUUUUUUUGUUUCAAUGUUUUUGCUGGUGUUGAGAUGUACAUGUGUUAUUUUGUGCUAGUACAGCAGUAGUUCAGACU